Purpureocillium takamizusanense is the source of this 2783-nucleotide messenger RNA. RefSeq names its product chaperone ATPase hsp78 (gene HSP78). Gene Ontology annotation, cellular component: cytoplasm; mitochondrial matrix. The transcript has a single exon. Gene Ontology annotation, molecular function: ATP binding; ATP hydrolysis activity. Gene Ontology annotation, biological process: cellular response to heat. The coding region runs from base 153 to 2516 and encodes 787 amino acids. The record is from RefSeq and is a predicted model, not a curated record. Lineage: Eukaryota; Fungi; Ascomycota; Sordariomycetes; Hypocreales; Ophiocordycipitaceae.
GUUUCGUCCCACCCCAAACAGCUUCGCCGCGGCCGAGUAGUUAUAUCUGCCCCCGAGAAUCCCGCGCCCGCCCAGCAUGGCUUAAUUCGCAACUAUUUGAAUUGCUUUGCUCGCAUCAUUGCAAUCUGCCGCGUUAGAAAACGUGCGCCAACAUGCAAGCCCGAAGGCAGAUGGUUUUCUCGGCCCAGCGUCUAGCUGGGGCCACGACACGAUCCUCACGGCCCGUGGCACGACUAGUGGCCGGUCGAAUCUCACACGCGCCAUCUUUGCGGCUACUUCCGAGCCUGACGGUUCGCCACUACGCCAAUGGCCGACCGCGCCCCCCGGGAGGCACGCAUAGAAUGAACCUUGGCGAGGAGGAAGAGAAGCCGGCUCUUGAGCAGUUUGGCAUCGACCUUACCGCCAGGGCGAGGGACGGAAAGCUUGAUCCCGUGAUUGGAAGAGACGCGGAGAUCCAGCGGACGAUCCAGAUCCUCUCUCGACGGACGAAAAAUAACCCGGUACUCAUCGGAAACGCUGGAACGGGCAAGACGGCCAUUCUCGAGGGCCUCGCCCUGCGCAUCAUCCGCGGCGACGUUCCCGAGAGCGUAAAGAACAAAAGAGUUAUAAGCCUGGACCUCGGGUCGCUCAUUGCGGGUGCCAAGUUCCGCGGCGACUUCGAGGAACGCCUCAAGAAGGUCCUAGACGAGGUGCAAAAGGCCGAGGGCGAGGUGAUCCUCUUCAUCGACGAGCUGCACACCCUACUUGGCCUGGGCAAGGCUGAGGGCUCUAUCGAUGCCUCGAACCUCCUGAAACCCGCUUUGGCACGCGGCGAGCUCCAAUGCUGCGGCGCCACCACCCUUACCGAGUAUCGGCAGAUCGAAAAGGACGUCGCUCUUGCUCGGCGCUUCCAGCCCAUAAUUGUCAGCGAACCCUCCGUCGAAGAUACCGUCAGUAUCUUGAGAGGUAUCAAGGAUAAAUACGAGGUGCAUCAUGGUGUCCGAAUUACAGACGGGGCCUUGGUUGCCGCCGCCGCCCUCUCCAACAGGUACAUCACAGACCGCUUCCUCCCCGACAAGGCUAUCGACUUGAUGGACGAAGCCGCCAGCCACCUCAAGCUGCAGCACGAAUCCAAGCCAGAGGAUAUCAUGCGCCUAGACCACAAGAUCAUGACCAUCCAAAUUGAACUAGAAAGUUUGCGCAAAGAAAAGGAUGUCGCCAGCAGAGAGCGCCGCGAGAAGCUCGAAAAGGACCUGGAACAGUACAACAACGAGAUAGCGGAGCUCAAUGCCCGAUGGGACAAGGAGAGGUCGGAGAUUGAAUCGGUCAAGAAGGUGCAAGAGGACCUCGACAAGGCCCGGUUUGAGCUGGAGCAAGCACAGCGUGUGGGCAACUUUGGCCGCGCCUCGGAGCUCAGGUUUGGCGUCAUCCCAGACUUGGAAGCCAAGCUGCCGUCCGAUAAGGAGUCCCAGCAGGAGAAAGGUGACGAUGCGCUCGUUCACGACGCAGUUACAUCGGACGAUAUCGCCAACGUCGUUUCGCGCAUCACAGGCAUACCCGUGUCCAAGCUCACGUCGGGCCACAUCGAGAAGCUAGUGCACAUGGAGGACACGCUACGAGAAGCCGUCAAGGGACAAGAUGAGGCCAUUAAGGCUGUUUCAGACGCCGUGCGGCUUCAGCGCGCCGGCUUGAGCGGCGAGAAUCGACCUUUGGCGUCCUUCUUCUUCCUCGGCCCGACGGGCGUGGGCAAGACGGAGCUCUGCAAGAAGCUCGCCGGCUUCCUGUUCUCGACCGAGUCUGCCGUCGUCCGGUUCGACAUGUCCGAGUUCCAGGAGAAGCACACUAUCUCGCGUCUCAUCGGCGCUCCGUCCGGCUACGUCGGCUAUGAGGACGCGGGCCAGCUCACUGAGGCGGUCCGGCGCAAGCCGUACGCGGUGCUGCUCUUCGACGAGUUCGAGAAGGCGCACCGUGACAUCUCGGCCCUGCUGCUCCAGGUCCUUGAUGAGGGCUACCUGACGGACGCGCAGGGACACAAGGUCGACUUCAGGAACACAAUCAUUGUCCUAACGUCGAACCUCGGGGCCGACAUACUCGUCGGGCAGAACCACAUGCAUCCGUACAAGGAGAAUGCCGACGGGGAAAUCGACCCCUCGGUGCGCAAGGCUGUCAUGGACGUCGUCGCCGAGGCGUACCCGCCCGAGUUCCUCAACCGCAUCGACUCCUUCAUCGUCUUCAAGCGCCUCGCCCGCAGCGCCAUCCGCGACAUCGUCGACAUCCGCCUCAAGGAGCUCCAGCACCGCCUUGACGACAAGCGCAUCACUCUCGCCGUCCCCGACGACGUCAAGGACUGGCUCGCCGAGCGCGGCUACGAUCCCAAGUUUGGCGCCCGCCCGCUCAACCGUCUUAUCACCAACGAGAUUGGUAAUGGCCUCGCUGACAAGAUCAUCCGCGGCCAGCUCAAGAUGGGCCAAGCCGCCGAGGUCCGCAUCCGUGACGACAAGGAGGGCCUCGAGGUUAUCAACAUUUCCGAGGAGUGAGCGCUGAGGAACCCCGCACGCGCGUCCUUUUCUGUAUCAUCAACGGUGUUGAAUAUGCUGCUCUAUGUGCGUUUAUCGCGCGGAGUUGGUGAGAUCUUUUACAGGUUCAUUCAAUUCUUCUUGCACUCUUACGACAGACACGUACCCCGCGGAACAUCUUCAUGUACAUUAGCACAAACACGGGUGUAUCUAGCAUGCACAAACUCCGCUCCUUAUUGAUACCCGCAAGCUUGGAGCAACUUGAAUAAUAUACGAGACUCGUCUGAA